Messenger RNA from Penaeus indicus, 918 nucleotides. RefSeq names its product molybdopterin synthase catalytic subunit-like. Gene Ontology annotation, molecular function: molybdopterin synthase activity. Bases 175 to 633 code for a protein of 152 amino acids. NCBI's taxonomy places the organism in Eukaryota, Metazoa, Arthropoda, Malacostraca, Decapoda, Penaeidae. Gene Ontology annotation, biological process: Mo-molybdopterin cofactor biosynthetic process. The transcript is spliced from 4 exons. The record is from RefSeq and is a predicted model, not a curated record. Gene Ontology annotation, cellular component: cytosol.
GAUUGCCCAAACCUUUGACGGCGUUGCGAGGAUAAGAGAAAGUGUCGUCUUAUCCCUCAACCAGGAGUAUUGUGAGCCGGAACAGCGGAUUUCCCUGUCUCCUGGUGAUGAACUGGCAGUAAUUCCACCCAUAAGUGGAGGCUAAAAGAUAAAGGGAAAAAAGACGAAAAUACCAUGGACCACAUCAAGUUAACACAGGAAGUUUUAUCAACCGGAGAAGUUGCAGAUGCAGUGACCGACCCGAGCUGUGGUGCUGUUAGCCUCUUUGUGGGAACAACUCGCAAUAAUUUUCAGGGUCGCCGGGUGGUAAGGCUGGAGUACGAAGCCUAUGAGGAAAUGGCCGAGAAGGAAAUGCGGGCCAUUUGUAGGCUGGCCAGAGAGAAGUGGAAUAUCAAGCAUAUAGCUAUCUAUCAUAGAAUGGGUGUCGUACCUGUAUUGGAAUCAAGUGUCAUAAUAGCCGUCAGUUCAACUCACCGACGAGAAUCUUUAGAAGCAACGUCAUUCUUGAUUGAUGAACUGAAGGCUCGAGUGCCCAUUUGGAAGAAGGAAAUGUACGAUGAUGGAGGAGGGGACUGGAAGAAGAAUAAAGAGUGUGCUUGGAAUAAGGAGGAGGAGAAGGGAAAGAAUUCGUAGGGAACUUGUUGAAUGAAAGGAGAUUGUCUGAUUUUUUUAAGAUGUAUUUUUCAGAAUUAUGAUUAUUUUGCUAAAAAAAAUGACAGGUUUGUCUGAAUCUUUUUAAUGUAUUUUUUAGAAUUAAGAUUAUUUUGAAAAAAAAGACAGUUUUGUUAAAUAGAAUGGCAGGUGUUUGUGUGAUUGAUAUUAAUGUUUUUUGCUCUUCUUUUCUGCAGUUAAAUUGAUGGAAUUAUGUAAAGGAAUGUAUUAGUAUUGAUUUGAAUAAAUGAAUUGCAUGAAACUAUA